AUGCCACAAGAGCUCUCUCUUUUCUUUUUCAGCAAGAAAACGCGGCUACUCUCGCUUCUCCACUGCAUUUGCACUCACAUUACUGAAGCUGCACCCAAAUAUCUGUAUCAUGAUUGCCCAAACACCACCCUCUUCACUCCCAAAUCCACCUACCAAACAAAUCUCAACACCCUCCUCUCUUCCCUCUCCUCUGUCGCCGCCACGGAUGCCGACGGCUUUGCCAACGCCACUACCGGCAAAAAUCCACUUGACUGCGCCUACGGGCUAUUCCUCUGCCGUGGCGACAUCGCUGCCACUGCUUGUGGCGACUGCGUGGCCAACGCGAGCAAGGAAAUACUCAGCAACUGCCCUAAAGAGAAAGACUCCAUCAUUUGGUAUGCUGAGUGCAUGCUGCGUUACUCGAACCACAACAUUUUCUCCGUUGAGCAAGAUGCGCCAGCCUUCGUAUUGAUGAACGUGGUCAACAUUUCAAGCCCUAGCAGCUUUGCCCAGUUGCUAAAGGACACGACCGAUGAAUUGGUGGAGAGGGCGGCGAGCGAUGGGUCUGGGAAGAGGUUUGCUGUCAAGGACGCCGACAUCUCGAGCUCGAAGCGGCUAUACACGCUCGCUCAGUGCACGCCGGACUUGACGUCGGUGGAGUGCAAGGCGUGCUUGCAAGGGGCCAUCAAGAAUCUGCCCAUAGAUAAGGAAGGAGGGAGAGUCUUGGCCCCGAGCUGCAAUAGGUUUGAGCUUUACCAGUUCUACAAUGAGACUGUCUUCCAUGGAGCACCGGCACUGGCGCCAACACUUGCUCCGCCUCCUGCGGCGGUUGUAGCUGCUCCUUCUUCUUCAACAGUGAGAUCUAAAGGAGCCGGAGUUAUGUCUUCCGGGGUUCUUCGUACCGCCAGCAAUCUUCUGAAUGUCUCUUCUCAGCGAUCCAAUCAUCAAAAAAUAAAUUUUUGCGGCACCAUUCACCUCUCUCUCAUCUUCUUCUUCUUCUUCUUCAAUUUUCUCAGCAUUUGCACUCACAUUACUGAAGCUGCACCCGAAUAUCUGCAUCACGAUUGCCCAAACACCACCCUCUUCACUCCCAAAUCCACCUACCAAACAAAUCUCAACACCCUCCUCUCUUCUCUCUCCUCUGUCGCCGCCACGGAUGCCGACGGCUUUGCCAAUGACACUGCCGGCAAAAACCCACUUGACCGCGCCUACGGGCUAUUCCUCUUCCGUGGCGACAUCGCUGCCACUGCUUGUGGCGACUGCGUGGCCAACGCGAGCAAGGAAAUACUCAGCAACUGCCCUAAAGAGAAAGACUCCAUCAUUUGGUAUGCUGAGUGCAUGCUGCGUUACUCGAACCACUCCAUUUUCUCCGUUAAGCAAGAUGCGCCAGCCAUCGUAUUUAUGAACGUGGUCAACAUUUCAAGCCCUAGCAGCUUUGCCCAGUUGCUAAAGGACACGACCGAUGAAUUGGUGGAGAGUGCGGCGAGCGAUGGGUCUGGGAAGAGGUUUGCUGUCAAGGACGCCGACAUCUCGAGCUCGAAGCGGCUAUACACGCUCGCUCAGUGCACGCCGGACUUGACGUCGGCGGAGUGCAAGGCGUGCUUGCAAGGGGCCAUCAAGAAUCUGCCCAUAGAUAAGGAAGGAGGGAGAGUCUUGGCCCCGAGCUGCAAUGUUAGGUUUGAGCUUUACCAGUUCUAUAAUGAGACUGUCCUCCAUGAAGCACCGGCACCGGCGCCAACACUUGCUCCGCCUCCUGCGGCGGUUGUAGCUGCUCCUCCUCCUUCUUCAACAGUGAGAUCUAAAGGAGUCAGAGUUAUGUCUUCCGGGGUUCUUUGCACCGCCGGCGUAGUGUUUUUUCUUUUUCCCUUUUGAGGGUGACGACAAGCUGGGGUUGUUUUUUUUUUUUUCUUAUGACAAAGAUAAGCUGGGGUUGUUGAAGUAGAGUUACUUUCCGUUCAGUGUAAUAACUGAGGACGGAAUAAUGAGAAAAAGUUUGUGAGUACCUACAGUUCUUGAAUGUGACUCGUUUAAGGACAAGAUGAGCAGAUGCGAUCCUCCAUGGUAGGAGAGUAUGCUGGAAAUAUACCAAGACUCAUCUAUUAAAUUU
Molecule: messenger RNA, 2086 nt
Organism: Eucalyptus grandis
Lineage: Eukaryota; Viridiplantae; Streptophyta; Magnoliopsida; Myrtales; Myrtaceae
Exons: 2
Coding region: 1-1851 (616 amino acids)
Source: RefSeq, a predicted model, not a curated record